Myodes glareolus (Bank vole) is the source of this 363-nucleotide messenger RNA. RefSeq names its product polyubiquitin-B-like. The record is from RefSeq and is a predicted model, not a curated record. Lineage: Eukaryota; Metazoa; Chordata; Mammalia; Rodentia; Cricetidae. Gene Ontology annotation, molecular function: protein binding.
AUGGGCAAGCAGCUGGAAGAUGGCCGCAUCCUGUCUGUCUACAAUACCCAGAAAGGGUCCACCAUGCACCUGGUCCUCAGGGGUGGGAUGCAGAUCUUUAUACAGACCCUGACAAGCAAGACCAUCACUCUGGAGGUUGAACCCAGAGACACUAUUGAGAACGUCAAGGCAAAGAUUCAGGACAAAACGGCACACCCUCUGACCAGCACAGGUCAAUCUUUUCAGGCAAGCAGCUGGAAGAUGUCUGCACCAUGUCUGACUAAAAGAUCCAGAAAGUUCACCCUGCACCUGGUCCCCCACCUCAGGGGUGAGAUGCAGACCUUUGUGAAUACCCUAGGGUCUAAUUCUUACAUCUUAAAUUAA